Messenger RNA from Exophiala bonariae, 930 nucleotides. RefSeq lists its product as uncharacterized. Gene Ontology annotation, molecular function: lipase activity. The transcript has a single exon. The record is from RefSeq and is a predicted model, not a curated record. NCBI's taxonomy places the organism in Eukaryota, Fungi, Ascomycota, Eurotiomycetes, Chaetothyriales, Herpotrichiellaceae. Bases 1 to 930 code for a protein of 309 amino acids.
AUGUCGCAACACCAAGCCCUCCAACAGAUGCGCCUCGCCCGCCGCCAAAACGACCUACAACUCAUCAGCAGACUAGGCCCUCUCCACGCGAAUCUCGAAGAAUACUACAGCGCCAUCCCGCUCCCCGACGGACACAAUGCAGAAAUCAAAGUCAUCCGACCCAAGGAAACCUCUCCUCCAUCUGCAGCACGCCCACUCAUCGUGCUAUUCCAUGGCGGCGGCUUCAGCGCCGGAAACGUCGAGUACAUGACACGGCCAGGCCGGGAAUUCGCAAUCGAGUUCGGCGCCGUGGUCGUCAGCGCCACGUAUCGGCUGGCGCCCGAACAUAAAUUCCCUGUCCCGAUGCAAGACGCGUGGGACACCCUGGUGUACCUCGCGGGGAAUGCAGCGCAAUUUGGUGCGGAACCCACGGCCGGGUUCAUCGUCGGCGGCGUUUCUGCAGGCGGGACCAUGGCGGCGGUGGUGACGCAGCUUGCGCGCGAUCGCAACCUGCAGCCGCCGUUGACGGGGUCGUUUGUGUCGAUUCCUCUGUUGUUGGUCAAGGAUAUUGUGCCGGCGCAGUAUAAGAAGAUGUGGAGGUCGAUGGAUGAGAAUAAGAAUAAUCCGACGCUGAGCCGAGAUACGAUCAAGAAUAUCAUUCGCACGCUCGCGCCGGAUGUCAAGUCGCCGUUAUUUUCGCCAUUCAAUAGUCGGACGCCACAUUAUGGGCUGCCGCCGACCUAUAUCCAUGUGGGUGGGUUGGAUGUUUUGCGAGAUGACGGGAUUAUCUUUGAGAAGGCGCUCAGGGAGAAUGGUGUGAAGACCAAGAUUGAUGUUUAUCCGGAUCUGGGUCAUGCUGCUUGGACGAUUUACUCGGUUGGGUCGAGUGGGCAGUUGGGUCCUAAUACAAUGAAUGGCAUGAAGUGGUUAUUGAACAGAGGGACCAUCUAG